Thlaspi arvense is the source of this 1137-nucleotide messenger RNA. The record is from the annotation of a GenBank genome assembly. NCBI's taxonomy places the organism in Eukaryota, Viridiplantae, Streptophyta, Magnoliopsida, Brassicales, Brassicaceae.
AUGAUCGUCGAUCUCGCAAGCCGAAACCUUUUGCGCUCCUAUCUGAAUCUCCUUCUCGUAAAGCUGCUUCAAGAUUUGGAUUGCAUCACUCCAAGUCCAUGGACGUUGAAGAAAGGGGGAUUUCAUCUGGCUAUGCCAAACCUCCAUGGAUAUUCAAAGGAAGGCAAGAAAACCCCUUUUGAAGCUUUUUUUCCAAAGAAUGUCUCAGGUCUUCUUCUACUAUCUGUUUUGCUGAACUUUCUUUCUUCUUAUUGUGAUUUCAGUGCGUUGUAUCAGAUUCAUCUUGUGAAGGCUGCGACUGCUCGAGCAUUCAUCCCAAAAGAGUUUCGACUAGUUGAAGCUUUUGGAUACACUCUUGGUGGGUUUUUCCUCGCUAGCUACGAUGAUAGCCCCGCUGAUGUCGUUCUCUUGCUUUUCCCCCAGCUUGUUGUAAUCGCAGGGAUUGUAUGGAACCCUCCUACAUCAUGCGCAUGGGCCGCGAGGGUGCUUGUGAACAGCAAUGAGGCUUGUCAUCACGGACGCAAGGAAGUAGGACUCCCUAGUCAAGUUGCAAGAUUUUCAAAGAAAAUCUCUGCAGUUCCAAAGAGAAAAAGGGAGAGAGCUUUUGGUUUCUUGGACACAUUAGGUUUGGGAGCUACUCUGCCUCAUCCUGAGGAUUUGGUGGAGGUUAAGGUUUGUGAAGUUGAUGGUGCUGCUUCUGCAGAUCUCUGCAACAUCCAAAUUAGAUCGGACGGUGAGUGCUUCGCUUAUUGGCCUAAACUUAAGCCUCUGUGUUAUAUGAUAUUUGACCUUGGUCUUAAACUGGCCACUUCAGAAUCAGAGGCCAAACUCGGAAAAUGGAUGGGACCAACAAUCAAAAUGUCACUCCCGAGUUUUAGUGGUAAUACAAAGUACAACUCAAACCUGCUCAAGUACUCAUGCCAUCUUCGCUGCAGGGUGAGACCAGUGAAACCUGCUGUAGUAUCAGGGGAUUUGGAAGAUGAGGUAGAGAAUUUUCCAGAAGAGAAUCACACGUCACAUGAUAAUGAGAGGAGGUUAAGUGUAGCUGUGAUGCUAUCGAAACCAAUCAUAGCUCUUCAAUUCAAAGGCUUAACAAUGCAAGUAGAAGCUCCUGUUGUAGUUAACACUUCAGUGUAG